AUGGCGGAGGAACCGAUCGUGCCGGUGUACUGCACCGGCGUUUCGGCGCAGGUGCAACGGCAACGGGCGAAGGCGUUGGGGGUGGGUCGGCACGAGAACGCGGUGCGGUACCUGGGGCAGGACUACGCUCCCGCUUCCCUCGGCUUCCGCGAGCUCGGCCCCGGCACCGCCAAAACCCACGGCGUCCAAUGGAAGAGGCCAACGGAGCUGUGUCAGCGCCCGCAGUUCAUCGUGGACGGGGCCACGCGCACCGACAUCUGCCAGGGAGCGCUGGGUGACUGCUGGCUGCUGGCGGCCAUCGCCUCCCUCACGCUCAACGAAACCAUCCUUCACCGCGUGGUGCCGCACGGGCAGAGCUUCCAGCACGGCUACGCCGGCAUCUUCCACUUCCAGAUUUGGCAAUUCGGCGUGAAAGACGGCAAGCUGCUCUUCGUCCACUCCGCCGAGGGCUCCGAGUUCUGGAGCGCCUUGUUGGAGAAAGCCUACGCCAAGGUGAACGGCUGCUACGAGGCGCUGGCGGGGGGNNGCACCUCGGUGGGUUUCGAGUACUUCACCGGCGGCGUAACGGAGUGGUACGACCUGCGCAAGCCCCCCGGGGAUCUCUACCAGAUCAUCCUCAAGGCGCUGGAGCGCGGUUCCCUGCUCGGCUGCUCCAUCGACAUCAACUACCGCGGGCAAUCCCUGGGCCUGAUCCGUAUGCGCAAUCCCUGGGGAGAAGUGGAGUGGACGGGACCCUGGAGCGACAG
This is a messenger RNA of Fulmarus glacialis (Northern fulmar), 746 nucleotides long. Its product is annotated as calpain-1 catalytic subunit-like. NCBI's taxonomy places the organism in Eukaryota, Metazoa, Chordata, Aves, Procellariiformes, Procellariidae. Gene Ontology annotation, biological process: proteolysis. Gene Ontology annotation, molecular function: calcium-dependent cysteine-type endopeptidase activity. The record is from RefSeq and is a predicted model, not a curated record. Gene Ontology annotation, cellular component: cytoplasm.